Molecule: messenger RNA, 342 nt
Organism: Vicia faba (fava bean)
Lineage: Eukaryota; Viridiplantae; Streptophyta; Magnoliopsida; Fabales; Fabaceae
Source: the annotation of a GenBank genome assembly
AUGCUGAGGAGGUGCAAGGUCAGGUUGUUAUUGACCCAACUGAGGUGGCCGAGACAGGAUGCGACCCCUAUUGAUGAUGAGGUGGUCGAGACAGAUACAUCCCCUAUUGUUGAUGAGGUGGUCGAGACAGAUGCGACCCAUAUUACUAAUGAGAUAGAGACAGAUGUGAUUCCUAUUACUAUUGACGCUGAGACAACUGACGUUGAGGCUAUUGCUGCUUGUGAUAUAAAGAAUAUGGCUCCUGCUUCGAUGGAGCCAUCUGUGCACACUAACAGAGAGUUCCCUGGAGGACCCAGUGAUCGAUCAGUGCUUAUAGAAUAUGUUGACUAUGUGGCAUACUGA